This is a messenger RNA of Equus caballus (horse), 2394 nucleotides long. The record is from RefSeq and is a predicted model, not a curated record. NCBI's taxonomy places the organism in Eukaryota, Metazoa, Chordata, Mammalia, Perissodactyla, Equidae.
CUCCUCCCCGCGGGGCGGGGACGGGGCUUACAGUUCCCGUGCGGGAGGAGUUACCCGCUGGGCCGGCGCAGGAUGUGAGGCGGGGAGCCGGCGUCCCGGCCCUAUAAAUUCGUGAGCCGUGGCCCGACCGUGCGGCAGUUCCUCUCUUGCCGGUCGCCGUUUGUCUUUUUAGUCGGUGGAGUUAUGUCGCCGUGCGGGCUGCUGCUGCUGCUGCUGCUUCUGGGACGGGUGACCACAGCACCCAGUGUGACCGAGUGCGGCCCGGAUGAGUAUGAGGCUGAGGGUCUCCACCUGUGCUGCAAACUCUGCCCAGCUGGGUCCUACGUCAGCGAGCACUGCACGGUGAACCACAGCAAAGGGCAGUGCAGGGAAUGUGAGCCUGGAACCUUCACUGCCCACCCCACGGGGAUGACCAGCUGCCUGCCGUGUGCCCAGUGCCGGGAGGAUCAGGAGGUGGUGACGAACUGCUCGCGGGUCAGCGACCGGCAGUGCCAGUGCCAGCAGGGCAGCUUCUACUGCGACUCCCCGGACUGCGCUGAGAAGUGUUUCCGCUGCACAAGGUGUCAAGGUUCAGUCCUUCAGCCCUGCAGUGCCACACGGGAUACAGUUUGUGCCGUAGAAACUAACCAGGAGCCAGAUGAGAGGCUGAUUCCAUUUCUUCAAGGUGGCUCGGCACACCUUUGCCACGAAGGAAACGGAAACUCGAGUGAGCCCUUCAUUGCGGUGGCGGUGGCGGUGGCGGUGGCGGUGGUGGUUGUGGUUGUCCUCUUCAUCAUCGUCAUCAUUGUCGUUUACCAGAAAAAAGGUGUCCAGAUUCGCCGGCGGGUGGUCGGUUGCUUGAAAGGUGAAUCGGAGGAGCCCGGCAGCCCUCCACCUGCACGCAGCCAGCCUGAUGACGCAUUGCUACCACUGGACCCUGAGCGGGGCCCAUCAGCCGCUGGUGUGGAAACAGACCGGGAGUUGGAGGAAGAAAGUUUGGCUUUGGCCCCCAGGGCCGGGACCUGCCCAGGGCUGUCUGAGGACCCCGAGGAAAGCAUCGAAUUGCGGGUGCCAGCAAUUCGUGUGCCUGGCGCCCAUGGGCCCAAGGGCAUGGCGGAACAGCACCGCUCCCGCAGUAGUCUGGAGCAGGAAUAUGAACAAACGUAUUUUUUGAAGGACACGUCCUGUAACACCACCAGUCAGACCUAUUAUAUCUUCGGACAGGAGGUUACACCAAGUAAAUGGAACAUGUUUAUGACGCUUAUCGGACUCGAAGGAAACGAGAUCGAGAGGUGCCGUUACGAAAAUCAAGGAAAUUUGAUUGAAGGGCACCAUAAGAUGCUCAUCACGUGGAGAAACAAGUUAGGCAGGGAAGCUUCUAUUUUUAAAUUCAUGGCUGCCCUCCAUCAAAUGCGGUUACGUACAUGUUUGGAAAAUAUUAUAAACAAAUUGAUUGCUGAAAAUAUUUUAGCUAAGCAUGCAGAGACCCCAAAUUAGAGUCCACUCCUUUGGUACAGGCGCAUGCCUUUAAGCAGUGUCGUGAAUGGGUAGGAGCUGAGCUUCCCACCCAGUGCUGGCCCCGGCAGAAACUUCCUGAAUCCUCACUGGAGCUGUGCACGUCGUCUCAAUAGAGUCUACAUAACACUUCCUGUGGGGAGGUCAGUUCCGCAUACACCCAAGAGUGCCGGUCUGCCAGGGCAGGGGAGUCCAGGCGGGCUGCCUCUGGCCAGCGUGGCAGAGGUGGGCAGGUCCUCAGUGGACUUCAAGGAGCUGUGAGCUUGUCUCCUGGAAACCACUUAUUGUGCUGGGUAGGUUCACCUUCCCUGGAACCUGUUCCCAGGCACCGAGGCCGGGAGAGUUUGGUGAUUGUCUUUCUGCAGCCACCGACUCCUUGAUCUCAGUCACUGGGAUGUCCCCAUGUGUGCAAAGCAUUCCCCCAAUCUAGCUGCCAUUGUAUCGUGACAAGGUCUGGCAAUGGAAGGAGAAUCGUGCAAGGCACUUCUCCAGGGCACAUAAUUCUUUAAGCAGAAUCUUUUGUCCUCCUUUCUAAAGCCUAUUACUGAUUAACGUCUUCCCUCAGUCCUGGAAGCCUUGUAAAAACAGGCAGAACGAGCAAUAAACAUAUCUCAAAGAACAAACAGCAGCCCCCAAGGAGGUGGGGUCUAUAGUCCGUUAAUUAUAUGCUCGCUGCCCUCCUAACUUCAUAAAGACCCUGAAACUAUGUAACCUCUUCCUAAACAAUCCAUAUGUCUGCUGCACAUCUGGAUGUAGAUAACCACCUUUGAUUAUUACCUUUAGUCACGCACUGCCCCUCAUCUAUUGUUCCCAUGACGACAAUAGUUAAACCACCUCGUGUGAUUUUUUCUAUAUAAGUGUACCCUGUCCCCAAAAUAAAUCGGACUUGCUUGCAACUGC